Molecule: messenger RNA, 4389 nt
Organism: Dicentrarchus labrax (European seabass)
Lineage: Eukaryota; Metazoa; Chordata; Actinopteri; Moronidae
Product: fas-binding factor 1 homolog
Exons: 32
Coding region: 636-4289 (1217 amino acids)
Biological process (GO): cilium assembly; establishment of epithelial cell polarity
Cellular component (GO): ciliary basal body; centriole; ciliary transition fiber
Source: RefSeq, a predicted model, not a curated record
GAUGUCAAAAGGAGUCAAAGACGAGCAACUUCAACAUUUAAACGCAGCCCAAAACGAACUCAUUUCUGAAACAUGUUUCCUGAACGGGUACGCUGAAACUACGCUACCCACAAUGCACUGCGGACUGUAAACAGGAAAUGUGUGUCUCGCGCCGGGUUGUGGUUACGAUGCUGCUGCAGCAACUAAAUCUCUCAAAAAUAGAUGCUUGUGAUUUGGCUUUUGUUUUACGUGCAGCUCAAAUCUAAAACUUUGUCAUUAACGUUACAACCAUAAACUUUGUGUUAGCAGACUGAACGUGUGCAACGUGGCUAACGGCUGUUUAUGUAGUUACUGUUAGCUAGUCUGUAGCUGUAGCGGUGUGAUUGGGUUCAGUCUCAACUUACUGUGAGCAAAGUUGCCACAUUUUUAAAUAAAAAAAAAACGUCGCGACUAAACACACAAGUGUUAAAGCGAGACACAAUGCGUUAUGUAGCCAUAUGAUCUAACUAUAAUGGUGUAUUGGCUCUCUAACAUGCUCGCUGACCGCCGUCACAGAGUGGUUACCAAUGGAGACGGGAGACGCCUAAUCAGAUUUAGCUAGCUAGGUUAGGUUAGCUAGCCACCGUGAACGUUAACGCUGCCAGGAGAGAGUCAACAUGGCUACAAAGCUGAAGGGCAAAUCAUCCAAAAGUUUAUUUGGAGAUGAUGAUUUCCUUGACCACCUUUUUGAUGAUGAAAAACACCCUGUAAGGGGGAAAACAACCCGCAGUGCACCACUGAAUCGCUCUUCUGCCACUGAUAACAUCUUCAGUAUGCUAGCAGAGGAGGUGAAGAGGGAUGGUGGCGGCGCUGAGGACUCCGAUGUCUCUGCAGCAGAUCCCAGUGACAUACUGAAGAACAUGAAGGACAUGGAUGAUAUGGAUGCUGACCUUUUUUCAUCAAAGAAAAAGCCGAGUUCAGCUCCUGCACAAACAAAGCACUUCGGUAAUGAGGGGCCAAAGAAAGACUCCUCCGUGUUAGAACGGAGCAUAAAACCAGAGGGAGCAGACGAACCCACCACAAGUGGGAAGAAGCCAAACUCCGCGCCUUCGUCUACGGCACACAACUAUAAGAAAUUCACGUUCUCUGACAGUGAUGGUGAUGACGAAGGUCUUGGUCAGACACCUCACGCUAAAGAUCUAGACGACCCCCUAGCUGAUCUACUUGAUGACUUGCUUCCAGAUGAAACCAAGCCUGAAUCUAAAUCUAGCGCACAGCAGGCCAAACCUGGAAAAUCUGCACCAUCUUCUGCUAUCCCAAAGACUGAAACAUCAAAGGCAGCAAAGAAACAAGCUGAUCUUACAUUUGAUGAUGAUAAGGAUGACCUAAUGGAUGCGCUCGGAUUUGACAGCGACAAAAACAAUCCCAAGAAAAAAGAGUCUGCGCUGUGGCCCAACAAGGAACGGAGCGAGCCCCCUCAGAGACCUCGUACUAGACUAGAUGAGAUUCUGGAGAGUUUGCCUUCGCCUAGUCUUCUGGAGCGACCUCCGACGGGCGAAAGGAAGGACCAGCCUCAAGAAAAGCAGCAACAGGAGAAGACCUCCGCUGUGAAAGAAUCACUUUUAGAAGAUGACCUCACAUUUGGCUCCUAUCAGCCCACGCUAGUAUCCACGCCUGAAGGACGCCAGUCCCGCAGACAGUCUGUCAGAUUUUCUACAGAGGAUGUCAGUUCCACUACCCCAGAGAAGAAACCCAUACCCACCACCCCCACCUCCUCUCGACACCGCAACUCUGCUGACUGGCUAGGCCUCAAGGCAAACGUUGACCAUACCUUUGAUGCCAAAGAGACCAAGGCCUCAGCAGAGUCUCCAAAGGCUCCUUCCUCUCCUUUAGUAGAGAGAAGACCCUCCCUGACGAGUAGCCACAUCACAUCUGCCGCAAAAACGGCAGCAGACACGCCAGCCCCGACUGAUAAUAUCACGAAACAAACUAAGCCAGAGGUCUCCAAAAGCCAGAAGAGAGAAGAGGAGGAUGACUGGUUAGCAGGGGCACUGAGCAGGAAGAAGGCUCAGUCAGUGUCAAACUCUGAGGCAAGAGCGUCGAAGCAGGAAGACUCUUUAGGCCUGGGAGAAGAAGAGUCGAUUGUCAGUAAACAAGUCACUUCACAAGCUCCCAGGGGCGGAGAGGAGACUCUUACAUCUGUCAAGGAAACUAGCAACACUUUUCUUGGACAGCCGAGGCCCACUGCUCAUUCUACUCCUGUCAGAGAGAAGGGGACCAAGCAAGAUUUCCCUCCUCAAGUUACCGGUCCCUUGGCAGCCUCUGCUGCUAGCAUUAGCCACACCCAACCCCAGCAUCAGUCCCAACCCUACCACUUACCAUCCGAUAAGGGAUCCGGGGUGCCACGAGGGCCUAGUCAGGCUUCGGAUGAAACCCUGCAACAGCUGCCGUUGCUCAACCCUGUGUCUGCCAUACUGCCUGGCUCAAUGUGGUCAGUUCCACAGCAAAACCAAAUGCAAAAUACACCAGCUGCUGUCCAACAACAGGUGACAUUUUCAGCAGACAGUCUGCAGCAGCUGCUUCUACAACAGCAGAUGAUGCAGUCUCAGUUGCUGGGUCUAGGUUGUGUCGUGGAUGCAGGGGCCCUGCAGAGACACAAAGAGAAAGAGCAGCAACCUGGAGACUAUCAAACUUUACAGACUCGAAUCAUCCAGCUGGAGGGACAGGUGAAGACCCUGCAGCUGGAGCGAGACCAAAGCCAGAUGUUGCUAGAAAAUGUCCAGCAGCGGCAUAAACAGGAUAUGGAGCUCAUGGAAAAAACACACAAGGCUCGAGUGAAGCUGCUUGAGGAAUCAGCAGCCCAGAGGGACACGCAAGCGCGGCAGGAGUGUGAAGACCUAAUGGAACGCCUGGCUGCGGUAACACGAUUGGCUGAGCAGGAACGCACAGAGCUGCAGGCUCAGUACCAGCGCAAACUGGCCCAGGCCCAGCAAGACAGGGACCGCGAGGUGGAGAGACUCAGAGACCUUCAGAGGAAAUCUAUCUUGGAGAUGAAGAAGGACCACGAGGACCAGGUCCAGAGACUGAAGAAACUAAAGGAUGAAGAGAUUGAUGCGGUUACAAGCGCAACAUCUCAGACCAGGUCUCUUACAGUGGUGAUUGAACAGAUGGAGCAGUUCUCCUCUCGGCUUGGAGAGCUUUCUUCCCGGGUGGAGAGCACACAUGAACACUCGGCUCACGGCCUGGAGCAGGGAGCACGGCACAGAGACGAGCAGCUUCGAAUAAUGCAGGACCGUCUGGCCCAGCAGCAAAAAGCCAUGGCGGAGGAGAGAGCUUACCUCAAGGAAAUCAUUUCCAGGAUGGACACUCAGCUCAAUGAGCAGCAGAGACAGCUUGAGAAGGAACGCUGGAAGAUGACAGCAGAGCAGGCCAAGGCAGAGUCUACCCAAAGAGGCCUGGAGGACGAGCGACGUGCCCUCAGCAUGCAGAUCAACAUGGAAAGAGAGGAGCUGGAAAGAGCCAAGAGUGCAUUACUGGAGGAGCAGAAGUCAGUGAUGCAGCAUUGUGCAGAGGAGAGGAGGAAGCUGGCAGCUGAGUGGGCCCACUUCCAUGCCCUGGAGAAGCAGAGGCAUGAGAGGGCCGAGCGGGAGGUCAGCAGUCUCUUGGAGAAGAGAGAGGGCUCCAUCAUCAGUCUGGCACAGGAACAAGCUGACCUAAAGCUUCACACUGCAGAGCUGAAACAAAAGCAGAUGUCUGUGGCACAGGAGAGGGAGACUCUGGAAAGACUAAGAGAAGAACUGGACAGAGAGAAAGAGAGAAUAAGCAGCACGGCCUUGAGACUCAAGACACGAGCCCAAGAGGUGGAGGCCUUUAGCAAGCUUGCUGCAGAGAAGCACGAGGACGGAGAACGAGCCUUGCAGGAGGCAAAACGUGUGGAGGUUGAGCACGAGGCAAGACUCAGAAAUAUCCAUACGCAGACCGAGCGGCUGAGGCAGCAAGAACAACGGAUACUUCAGGAGCAGAUGCGGUUAAAUCAUCUGCAGAAGGAGACAGAGAGACCUAGACAAGACACUACAAUUUCCUCUUUACCACAAAUGAUUCCACCCGUGUUACCAGAUGCAGGUUCAGUGUCACCGAACCUUGAGCUGGCAUCAACCUUGAAUAUUCCCCCUCCUAUUUCAUUUGCCAACCCUCAGGCCAUGGCUCUUCAGGCUAGUCUGGCUCUGUGGAAGUACACUGCAGAAAGGGACCAUGAAUACCUCCAAGAAGAGCAGAUCUUCUUGGAGAAUUUGAAGAAGAAAUCUUACAGAUCAUCUUUCAACACCGAUUGACCAAGACACGCUGGGUGCUCCCCAGUAGGAUCCCUGUUACUUUUCAUGUGCUUGAAUUUUAUACAACACCUUAAUUUUAUUAAACAUGUUUUAGAUGAAA